AUGGUGGAUUUGUACCACUCUAUAUCGACCCUGGAACGCCAACACAAACGAUCCCAGCUAAAUGCAGUUUACGGAGAAUUGAUGGAACACAGACGAAAACUCAAAGACCUAAUCUUGAAAAGGCAUCUUCGAGCCGUACAACGCACAAAGAGCUUUUACUACGUACACGCCAAUAAAGGAGGUAAAUACCUGGCGAAACUGCUGAAAGGUCCUUUGCCCCAUAGACAAAUACGCAGGAUUCGCCUGGCUUCUGGGGAGAUCUCCCCCUUUCCUGAGAAAAUCGCUGGGGAAUUUCGGGCCUUUUACGAGCAUCUCUACAAUUU
This is a messenger RNA of Pelobates cultripes (western spadefoot toad), 323 nucleotides long. The record is from the annotation of a GenBank genome assembly. NCBI's taxonomy places the organism in Eukaryota, Metazoa, Chordata, Amphibia, Anura, Pelobatidae.